Molecule: messenger RNA, 702 nt
Organism: Drosophila hydei
Lineage: Eukaryota; Metazoa; Arthropoda; Insecta; Diptera; Drosophilidae
Gene: HemK2
Product: methyltransferase N6AMT1
Exons: 1
Coding region: 25-687 (220 amino acids)
Biological process (GO): methylation
Cellular component (GO): eRF1 methyltransferase complex
Molecular function (GO): S-adenosylmethionine-dependent methyltransferase activity; nucleic acid binding; protein methyltransferase activity
Source: RefSeq, a predicted model, not a curated record
ACUGGCCACCAACAUAUCAUAGACAUGGAGACGCCGCAUACUGAGCACCUCUCCUCGGCUGACUACGAGCACGUCUAUGAGCCGGCGGAGGAUUCUUUUUUGUUGCUCGAUGCGUUGGAAUCGGAUUUGCAGUUCCUGGACACGCUGCAGCCGCGUCUGUGCCUCGAAAUUGGUUCUGGCAGCGGCGUCAUCAUCACCGCACUGGCCAAGCGCUUGGCAAACACCGCCCACUGCCUGGCCACGGACAUCAAUCCAAAAGCCUGUGAGGCUACAAAGCGCACAGCCAUACGAAAUGGAGCUCGCUUGGAUAGCCUGCGCUGCAAUCUAACCGAUGCACUGCGUCGACGAUGCGUAGAUUUGCUGCUCUUCAAUCCGCCCUAUGUGGUAACCACUGAUGAGGAGCUGCAAAGCCAAAUGCUGACAGAUAAUCCUGCCACAGAGCGCAAUUUGGUCUAUUCCUGGGCAGGUGGCACAGAUGGACGGCGUGUAACUGAUAUUUUAUUGGAGCAAUUGGAUGACAUACUCUCACCCAGCGGCGUGCUCUAUUUGCUGCUGCUGCACGAGAACAAACCAGAUGAAAUAAUCGAACAAUUAAGGCGGCAAAAGUUCCAGGCUCUCAAAUAUAUGGAGCGACGCAUUCCAGGCGAACACUUAUACAUAUUGAAAGUAAAACGAUUCGCAAAUUGAUUGGCUUGUAUAAUA